GGAAUUUAUGUGGAUCAAGUUUUAUUCGUCUCCGCCGUCUUUCUGGCAGAAAAAGAUCCAAAAUCCAGUGUCAAAAUGUUCUAAAACCACUUCGUCCUUCAUCUUUUGUCGCAAAACCUUCUGUUUAAAAAAUUCUCAUCACCCUAGACCGAAUAGCGUAGUGUCCAGCAGCACUACCCAUCCAGCGAGGCUACGGAAUUUAGGGAAGGCUUCCUCGUCGUAAACCCCGGAAGUAGAUCCUCUAAAGAUGCGAACUUCCAAUUCGUCUAAAAUGCGAUCAACAGUCGCAACCUUGGGUUUGCUAUCAACUGCAAAAAUGUCUGGGUCUGCGAGAUUGCAAGAUUUGUAAUGCCAGUCUGGCAUGGCUCUGCAGUCUGUAUUGCGUGGCCACAAAGAGGCCCUCUUGCCUGUCAUGCAAAAGCGCAGUUUCUCAUGCGAAAUACGCAGUACAGAAGCACGAAAAAACUUGUCAUGCUUGGCGGCACAUCACAGCGUACUUAUUGUUCACGGACUUGCAUCACAAGUUUUCAGACCCAGACACUUUUGCAGUUGAUAUUUGCUCUCUUCCGCCACGACCACCUCUGCUUUGCCAGUCUGCGAGACCGCCUGGUCGGCCAGUUACUCAAAUUUGGACGAGGUGUUGAAGCCCGCACUGCCCGACGAUGGAACUACGGGCGAAAGGGAAGGCGAGGGGGUGUACGGGUAUAAUUUUUUUUAUGGAGAGAAAAAUGUUUGUCACAGUCACUAACUUGCAGGUUUUGCAUUACAAACUUUCUCAGCAUCACAAACUUUCCUUGUAUUGCAGAAACACUAGGGAAAUCCCUAAUGAAGUUUGGCUGUGAUGCAUUUUUACGCAUGACACACAAUUUUGUAUUGCAAGAAUGCGCAUGAGUGAUCGUGACGAACUUUUUUCUUUUGAUAUUUUUUGUUUCUUUGUUAAAACGACAGCGAUGCGAGAAAAGCAUGACAGAUUUGUUCAAUCGUGUAGUUUAUGCAUGACAAGUUGAAUCAAAAAAUCCGAAAAAUACAGCAAGAAGGAGCAAGCCUGCGCCGCGUGUGUCAAGCUCAUGAUCGACUCCAAGUCCUGCGACAUCAUCCCCCAAAGAAAGCUAUGCUUGUAAGAAGUGUCGUAGUCGUUUUUGGGAAAAUUGCAUGACAGAUCUGAUUUGUCAUAAGUAUCGUACUCCGCAUGACAAAAGUUCGAUUACUUCACUUUCAGUUCUAAAGAUGAAAUCUGUCAUGCAAAAAUUCUCACCAAGCACACGAUGCUCUUCUACUAAUGCAUAACCCUGUUUCGCCUACGAUGUGAUGGGGCACUUCGGUACCAAGACGGUCGAGAAAGUGGAGGAUGGAAAGCUCGGCACCACCACCAUUGAGGACACCAAGGACGAGAACUGGACGUACGCAAUGGAGGGCGAGGCCGGCGGACUGCCCGAUGGUUCCGAGGAGUGCUCAAGGGUAUAAGUAGUGCUUCUGUAGGUGUGGUUUAUUGUAGUGUUAAAACCGCAUGAGAAAUUUAGAUUUUUAUUGUUUUUAUGUUUUUAAACACGGACUAGUGGAGUGAUUGAUGUCCAGCAUGACAGUGUGUUUCUGAAAUGUUAAUUCCGCAUGACAAAAAUCAACAUUUUCGUUUUCGUAUCAGAUCCUCUUCCUGGCCGGCAACCCGGAGGCGACCCCGCAGGUCGUCGACGCCGCCUGCGCCAGCGGCAACCCCAUCUGCGAGGACCACCCCAACAAGUUUCAGCAGUGCUGCCAGGGCAUGGUGCCCCCAGACCAGCUGUGCCCGACCGGAAAGUUCUGCUGCGGGGAUGAUGCGAAGAUCACCUUCGGUAAGGACAAGAAGACCGAGUGCGCCGAAAUGAGUGAGGAGGAGAAGGCGGCUUCCGCCAAGGCCGAGUAUCCAUUGCAAAUAUGUCUGUGUCUGGAAGUGGAUGCAACUUGUGACGCUGCCUUUUGAUUUUAUGUUUAAGAAUUUGUCUUGCAUGACCAGGAAGACGAGUCCAGUUUUUGCUAUGCGGAGAGGGAAUUUGUCAUGCAGAAUAAAGGCAUCAAGAAGGCCGCAGGAAUAAAUCUGUGAUGCUAGAGUAUACAUCACAGAUGUCAUGGAUGAUGCAACAUGUGCAUGACAAACUUGGGCUCUUCCAGACCCAGACAUAUAUUUGCAGUUGAUCCCGACGGCAUGAUGACCACCACGACCACGACGCCGUUGCCGACCUCGAUGGACGCCGCGGAUGACACUGGUUCGGAUGAGGACACUGGUUCGGAUGAGUCGCCCGCCACGAAAAUGACCUUCCGCGAGCAGGUGAAGGCCGGUGCCACCGCCGUCGGCAACAAGCUGAAGGGCGCGGCAGUAUGCACUGCAAAAAUGUCUCCUGGGUCUGGAAGGUUGGCACUUGUAAUGCUAGCUCCACAUUCCUAGAAUAAAGUCUGUGUAGUUGCGUAAUGAACAAAAGCCGCAGCCUCUUUUCUCAUGCCAAAGCGCAGCUUCUCAUGCGGAUUGCCUAUGACGAAGCGUUUUUGGAGGAAGUUGUCAUGCCGGACUGUCAUUACGGCAGUGUUUUCAUCAUGCACAUUUUAGCAUCACAAGUUUCCAGACCCAGACACUUUUGCAAUCCAUAGGCAGGGGCGAUUGGCAACAAGAUCAAGGAAUCCCGCGCCGCCAAGGCAGCGAAGAAGGCCGCCCGGAAGGCCAAGAAGGCGGCGAAAAAGGCCGCGAAAGCCGCGAAAAAGGCCGCCAAGAAGGCGAAGCGCGAGGUAUCAAGAAGAAAAAUCCCUCCUGCCCAUAUCGAAAAGGAAAUUUGUGAUGCUGAUUUGUGGCCACAAGGAAGCUUUGUAAUGCUAGGGCGGAAAGGUGUUGACACUGUAGCGCUGGGUGGCGUGGGAAUACUUAAACCUUUGCGCCUUCAUCAUGACAGGAGGCAGCUGGAAGUGGAAAGCAGCAUGACAAACUACCUGCAAACUCGGCCGCAGCUGCGGCUCUUGGGCUUGUAGCAUUGCAAGUCGAUUUGUGUACUCAAAUACAGCACGACAAGUUUCGUUUUCGACCUUGGGAGGGGGGAUUUUCCGUCUUGAUAAGAGGCGAAGAAGGCGGCCCGGAAGGCCAAGAAGGCGGCCAAGAAGCUCUUCAAGCGGUUCCGCUAAAGCUGGAAAGCUUUCUUGGAUUGGAAAGUGGUCUAGUGCAGUGCUCCGUUGAGUUUUUUUUGUAAAAUUGAAGAAUUUAUAUUUAAGUAGUGGCUUCUGAAUUUAUUGUUAAGUUUCACACGACAAUCCCCUUCUGAUACAAUCACACUUGAGUUUCCUAGACGGUGGCACUUUCUAGUUUGUUGACAACGCUAUAAAAACCACAGCAGAGCGAUUUACCACGGUUUUUCUCCCUUGUAUUUUGUAUUUUAGCACAAGCACACUUGUAUUUUGUAUUUUAGCACACUGUAUUUUAUCGAACACUAGAACAUAACUUUUUAAUCGUCGAAAACACUGUAUUUUAUCGAAAACUAGAACACAAUCACACACACUUGAAUAGAUAUUUUGUCGAAUAGAAAAUACCGGAGCUCUGCUGUGGAAAUGUUUCUAAAGCAGCACAUCAAGUCUAGAUAAUUUUUGAUCUGUCGAGAAGAGGAUUAUAUAGCGAAACUUCAUGCUCUGAGAAUUUUUGCACAACAAUACAACUCUUGUUGGAGGACCCAUUAUUGGCGGAACAAUCACCAUGCAGCGCCACAGAGCAAUGGUCUUGAAGAGGAUGAAAAAAUAAAAUGAACGGCAACAACUCAACGAGAGACGGUAGGAUGAUGAAUAAGUAUCGUUUACAAAUCAGACAGGGUCCUCGUGAGGACGCCCUGCAGGUGGGAGAAACAGUCAUGUUUGAUGCUCUGUAGUGGUGAUCUCAAGCGACAGUGGGCACGUAAGUUAGAAAUUACCUGAAGUACUUUUACACCGUGAUGUACUGCUGAAUGUGGAG
Molecule: messenger RNA, 3955 nt
Organism: Amoebophrya sp. A120
Lineage: Eukaryota; Dinophyceae; Syndiniales; Amoebophryaceae
Source: the annotation of a GenBank genome assembly